AGGUGGGUUUGGCAUAGGUCUGCUGCUCAGUGUUGCUAAAGUGCCAGUGGAGGUGUCUGUAGGCCUGGCUUCGUGGUCCUGAGAGGACCAGAACCAUGUCACACUUUUGGUGUUGCACCCUGCCCAACCCCAGGUCUGAGGCCCAACAUGCCACCCUCUUCUCCUUUGGCAAGAGAACUGGCAAUCAUCCUGCUCCACCUUCAGCUGUGCUGCAUCUCCGUCACUUCCCUUUGGGGAACAAGUGGGCACUUACCAGCUAUCCAACCUGUGAAGCUGAGGGCCUUGGGGAGAGAGAGGAGCCAAGUUUUCAGAGACACCAGGUGGAAAGUGUUGUUGCAUUUGUCUUGUUGGCUUUUUCUUACAAAUCACAGGAAGAACUAGUGCCCUAUAAAUCUCCUUACUCAGAAUUUAUACCUUUCCCCCAAAAUUUAUUAAAAUACUCAGGUCAUUUAAUGAGUACCCAGAACUAUUCACAGUUUAGAUACUUGCUCUUUCUUGGUCUAGAAAGACCAAUCCUGCUGGAAGGAUAUGCUCUGUAGAAGGCCCCACUCAACUACUGGGAAGAAAGCCCCUAAUUCAAGUCUUGCAAUGUGAUUUGUUACUACCACCAAACUCUCCCACUGACUUAAGAGGCCCCUGCUACCUCUUCAUUCAUGUUUUUAAGAACAAAAAAAUCAACCUGUACUCAUCCAUUCAAUUCACCUGUAGGUUCAAGUAACUCCCUUCCCCUGGGAGAGAGGCCAGAAUUUGAACUUUCCACAGCUGGGUUUCCAUUCUUCCAGGGAGAUGACCUGGAGCAGAUAAUUAGGGUGGCAGUCCAUUUAUACAAAUGGAAGAUCUGGGGCACCAGAGACCAUGUCCACUGAAGCAUCCACCCACAUAAGGGAGAUACGGGCCGUAUCUAAUUACCUGUAACACAAUACAAAGGCGCUUCUGUCCUAGACAGGCUGAAAGGGAUCAACACUAUGUCUGAAGACCUCAUUAUUAGAAUUCUAUUUUGAUUAGUGAUCUCACUGAGCUAUUUUGGAAUCAAAAUGUGGCUAGGUGCCAGGUCUCCCUCAAUGGCUUCAACAUGGCUUUUAAAGGGAAAGGAGACCAUAGUGCUGACUUUUGGUAAAAUGGGUGAAAGGGUCCAAGCCAGCAUCACUCAAAGUCCAGAUGAGAGAUCAGUAAAUACAACGUGCCUGAAAGGCAGGCCUUGGGCACAUUCCUCUGGUAGACAUUAACUUAUUAAAUCGAACCUGACUGCAAAUAUAAACUUUGCCCUCAUCUCCCUUGGCAACCAUAAGCGGCAGAUUUCAGUCUAUAACAGAAAGUGGAAACUAUCCCUGGCUUUCAGGUUCCAACAUCCCCUGUCAAGAUGUGGCACCUCAAACUCUUUGCAGUGCUCAUGACCUGCUUGCUGCUGUUGGGCCAGGUAGAUGGUUCCCCAAUACUGGCACCAAGUUCGGCAAAGAGAAGGCUGCGGAGAAUGACCCCGUUUUGGAGAGGAGUUUCCCUCAGGCCCAUUGGAGCCUCUUGCCGGGAUGACUCUGAGUGCAUCGCAAGGCUCUGCAGGAAUAGACGCUGUUCCCUAAGUGUGGCCCAGGAAUGAUGUGCAUACCAGGGGAAGAUGAUAUACUCAACGUCCAACAGUGCCCUCUUUUGUGGAAUAUUGUUUAACUAAAUUUUGGCUGGAGACAAGGGAAGCAAUCCUGUGUUUUAAUAUUUAAAGAUAGAUGUAUGCUUUCAAUUGGUCUCCAUAACUACUCAGAACACUGAUAUGUAGAUAUGCAUUAACUAAAUUUAAUGCAGGCUUUAUUUUUCUACCUAUACUAUUAAAUUCUCAAAUUGAAAUUC
This is a messenger RNA of Manis javanica (Malayan pangolin), 1839 nucleotides long. It is a transcript of the gene LEAP2, whose product is annotated as liver enriched antimicrobial peptide 2. Gene Ontology annotation, biological process: defense response to bacterium; antimicrobial humoral immune response mediated by antimicrobial peptide. The record is from RefSeq and is a predicted model, not a curated record. Lineage: Eukaryota; Metazoa; Chordata; Mammalia; Pholidota; Manidae.